Messenger RNA from Carlito syrichta (Philippine tarsier), 1807 nucleotides. It is a transcript of the gene IL7, whose product is annotated as interleukin 7. The transcript has 6 exons. Gene Ontology annotation, biological process: immune response. Gene Ontology annotation, molecular function: growth factor activity; interleukin-7 receptor binding. The record is from RefSeq and is a predicted model, not a curated record. Gene Ontology annotation, cellular component: extracellular region. The coding region runs from base 607 to 1140 and encodes 177 amino acids. NCBI's taxonomy places the organism in Eukaryota, Metazoa, Chordata, Mammalia, Primates, Tarsiidae.
ACAUUCGCGGCUGGAGCUGCAACACCUCGUCGGUGUCCUCCUCCUGCUAUAGUCCAGCUCGUGUCCUGCUUGUGUUUCCGUGGACAUAUUAGCAACUGAUGAUUCUAACUCCCAGUCGCCCAGCAUUACCAAGGCGUUUAGAGGUCAUCUGGAAUCUUUGACCUCGAAUCGCUCUGAUUCAGAAAGUCAGCGAGUUUCUCCUGCGGUGCUUUGGAAAUUCGCGCCCUCCUCUGGUCCUGGUCCAGGUGUACGGGAAGCAGGUGCCCAGGAGAGGGGGGUCACGACGGCGCCCGGAUGAUAAUCCCAAAGAUUGAACCUGCAGACCAAGCGCAAAGUAGAAACUGAAAGUAUACUGCCGGCGGAUCCUACGGAAGUUAUGGAAAAGGCAGAGCGCAGAGCCGGGCCUUGGUGUGUGCCGCCCCCCCUGGGAUGGAUGAAACAGCAGGCACGACGUGGGUGAGAGGAACAGGCUUCAGAGAUCGCCCGCCGGGCACGGACUCUCGGCCACUCCGCGGAAGACCAGGGUCCUGGCAGUGACUAUGGGCGGUGAAAGCUUGCUCCUGCUACAGCUGCGGUCAUCAUGACCACGCCCGCCUCCCGCAGACCAUGUUCCAUGUUUCUUUUAGGUAUAUCUUUGGAAUUCCUCCCCUGAUCCUUGUUCUAUUGCCAGUAGCAUCAUCUGAUUGUGAGAUUGAAGGUAAAGAUGGCAAGCAAUAUGAGAAAAUUCUAAUGGUCAGCAUCGAUAUAUUAUUGAACAGCAUGAAUGAAAUUGGUAGCAACUGCCUGAAUAAUGAACCUAACUUUUUUAGAAGGCAUUUAUGUGAUGAUAAUAAGGAAGGUAUGUUUCUAUAUCGUGCUGCUCGCAAGUUGAAGCAAUUUUCUAAAAUCAAUAGCACUGAGGAUUUCAAUAUUCACUUAUUAAGAGUUUCAGAAGGCACAUUAACACUGUUGAACUGCACCAGCAAGGUUAAAGGGAAAAAAACACCUUCUGUGGGUGAAGCACAACCGACAAAGAAUUUGGAGGAAAAUAAAUUUUUAAAGGAACAGAAAAAACAGAAUGACUCAUGUUUCCUAAAGAGACUACUACAAAAGAUAAAAACUUGUUGGAAUAAAAUUUUGAGCGGCACCAAAGGACACUGAAAAAUAUGAAGUGGCAGUAACGAAACGUUAACUUAGCUGCAUCCUACAAGAAUCUGUCUGCUUGUGCAGUUUUUUGGAGUAGAAUAUCUCCUAGAAGUUACUGAAUGCAUCCUGGUAAAAAUGGAUUAGCACAAUGGAGAAAUCCAUAUUAUAUUACUAGAAGAUGGAAACUAACCAUGGAAACUGAAUGCUGCAGUCAACAAACUAUUUCAUAUGUAUGCUGACACAUAUCAAUUGGUAUUAAUUCUGUACUGAUUUUUGUAAGACAAUCCAUGUAAGGUAUUAGUUGCAAUAAUUUUUUAAAAACCUGUUUAAAUAUUUUAGAAUGCAUCAAAUCUAUGAAGUAUGUAAAGGUUACAAGGAUUAAAAAUUAAAAUUGCCUUAUUAUCAAAAUAUGUUAUGGCCCAGUAUGAAUCAAUAUACUGUAUUAAGAGUGAAAAUUGUCACUGUCUGUGCUGGAGAUAUUUCAGGGUUAACAGAGAUAUAUGGAUAAUACCUAUGAGAACAAAAGAGUCACGUAUACCUUUAAGAACCAGUAGCAUAAAGAAGUCCAAGAUACUUAAGAGAAAUAUCAAGAGAUGUAAUAAAACAUGAAUGUGUAAUAGUGACAUCAAUAAAUGGUAUAGCAAAUGUUUUAAAAUGAAAAAAGGAUAAUUUCAAAAAAAUA